AGGUAGGGCGUGCGCCCUCCGCCAAUUUCUCGGCUCGUGGCGGGCGCGCGUGUGCCCGGCCCGCAGUCCGCCUGUCCGUCCUUCCUUCUGACUCUCCUGCCUCGCGCCUGUCUCUGCAGAGGUCACAGGAGGCGGGGGCCCAGCACGCGUCCCCAGCGGCAGCGGGCGCGGCAGCUGCGGGUUCGCGGAGCCCCCACGCCCUAAGGGCGAGAGCAGCGCGUGGCGGACCAAAGAGAGCCCGCGAGCGGCCGCGCGCCCACCAAUAGGUGCGGGGCUCGGAGCCGCCCAGCCUGCGCCGUCCCUCCCUCCCUCCUCCGCCCCCGCCGCCGCGGCCGCCUCCGCCUCCUACCGCUCCUGCCUCAGCUCCUCCACCGCGCGUCUCGCACUCUGAGAGCCGCAGCGGCAGCGGCGCGUGCAGCCUGCGGAGAGCCAGGCCGGGGACGCAGACCGGCAGCCGGCGAGGGCGCACGCCGCAUUCCCCCUACCCCAGUCCCCGGCAGCGGCAGCUGCUGACCCGCCGUCGCCAUGGCCCGCGGAAAAGCCAAGGAGGAGGGCAGUUGGAAGAAAUUCAUCUGGAACUCGGAGAAGAAGGAGUUUCUGGGCAGGACCGGUGGCAGUUGGUUUAAGAUCCUUCUGUUCUACGUGAUAUUUUAUGGCUGCCUGGCUGGCAUCUUCAUCGGAACCAUCCAAGUGAUGCUGCUCACCAUCAGUGAAUUUAAGCCCACAUAUCAGGACCGAGUGGCCCCGCCAGGAUUAACACAGGUUCCUCAGAUCCAAAAGACUGAAAUUUCCUUUCGUCCUAGUGAUCCCAAGAGCUAUGAGGCAUAUGUACUAAACAUAGUUAGGUUUCUGGAAAAGUACAAAGAUUCAGCCCAGAAAGAUGACAUGAUUUUUGAAGACUGUGGCAAUGUGCCCAGUGAACCCAAAGAACGAGGAGAGUUUAACCACGAACGAGGAGAGCGGAAGGUCUGCAGAUUCAAGCUUGACUGGUUGGGAAAUUGUUCUGGAAUAAAUGAUGAAAAUUACGGCUACAAAGAGGGCAAACCGUGCAUCAUUAUAAAGCUCAACCGAGUUUUGGGCUUCAAACCUAAGCCUCCCAAGAAUGAGUCCUUGGAGUCUUACCCAGUGAUGAAGUAUAAUCCGUAUGUCCUGCCUGUUCAGUGCACUGGCAAGCGAGAUGAAGAUAAGGAAAAAAUUGGAACCGUGGAGUAUUUUGGACUGGGCAACUACCCUGGUUUUCCUCUGCAGUAUUACCCCUACUACGGGAAACUCCUGCAGCCCAAGUACCUGCAGCCCCUGCUGGCUGUACAGUUCACCAACCUCACCAUGGACACUGAAAUUCGCAUAGAGUGUAAGGCGUAUGGUGAGAACAUUGGGUACAGUGAGAAAGACCGUUUUCAGGGACGCUUUGAUGUAAAAAUUGAAGUUAAGAGCUGAUCACAAGCACAAAAUCUUUCCCACUAGCCAUUUACUAAGUUAAAAAAGAUACAAAAACAAACCUACUAGUCUUGAACAAACUGUCAUACGUAUGGGACCUACACUUAAUCUAUAUGCUUUACACUAGCUUUCUGCAUUUAAUAGGUUAGAAUGUAAAUUUAAAGUGUAGCAAUAGCAACAAAAUAUUUAUUCUACUGUAAAUGACAAAA
Molecule: messenger RNA, 1646 nt
Organism: Propithecus coquereli (Coquerel's sifaka)
Lineage: Eukaryota; Metazoa; Chordata; Mammalia; Primates; Indriidae
Gene: ATP1B1
Product: ATPase, Na+/K+ transporting, beta 1 polypeptide
Exons: 6
Coding region: 526-1437 (303 amino acids)
Biological process (GO): sodium ion export across plasma membrane; intracellular potassium ion homeostasis; potassium ion import across plasma membrane
Cellular component (GO): sodium:potassium-exchanging ATPase complex
Molecular function (GO): ATPase activator activity
Source: RefSeq, a predicted model, not a curated record